AUUAUUCUCUCAUCCCACACACAAAUUUCAAAGAUGAAGAUGAUCCAAAUUGUUCUUUUCUUUUUUGCCCUAAUCUCAUUUACCACCAAUGCUAUUGAUUCUGAUGAUUUCUGUGUAGCAAACUUAUUUCUUACAUCAGACACCCCUUCAGGCUAUCCAUGCAAAUCAGAAAAAUUUGUAACAGCGGAUGAUUUCAUGUACUCUAGCUUAGCAGCUGCUGGAAACACAGCAAACCCUUUUAAAGUUGGAUUAACCUCGGUAAAUGUCAGUAAUUUAGCAGGUCUCAAUGGACAUAAGUUAUCUGCAGCAAGAAUAGAUAUUGGUAUAAAUGGAAGUGUACCAAUGCACACUCAUCCUGAUGCAACUGAAUUACUAAUCGUUAUUCAAGGUCAAAUUACUGUUGGAUUCAUCACACCUACAAAACUUUUGGUGAAAAUUCUUAAUCCUGGUGAUGUUUGGGUUUUUCCAAUAGGACUAUUGCAUUUUCAAUUUAACUCUGGUGAUGGAAAUGCUAUUGCUUAUGCUGCUUUUAGUAGCUCAAACCCUAGCAUACAUGUAAUUAGUCCUUUGUUAUUUGGUAACAACUUACCAACUUCCACAAUUCAAAAGACUACUCUUCUUGAUGCUGCACCAAUUAUGAUGCUUAAGGGUGUGUUUGGUGGCAGUGGCUAGGAUUGGUAGCUUAUGAAUCAUCCACUUCUAUGUUUGUUUUAAAUUAAUAAGAUGAGAUAUGUCAGCAAUAAAACACAUGUGUGUUACGUUUUUUA
Messenger RNA from Medicago truncatula (barrel medic), 767 nucleotides. Its product is annotated as germin-like protein 8-14. The record is from RefSeq and is a predicted model, not a curated record. Lineage: Eukaryota; Viridiplantae; Streptophyta; Magnoliopsida; Fabales; Fabaceae. The coding region runs from base 34 to 672 and encodes 212 amino acids. The transcript has a single exon. Gene Ontology annotation, molecular function: manganese ion binding.